Messenger RNA from Engraulis encrasicolus (European anchovy), 1470 nucleotides. Its product is annotated as reticulon-4 receptor-like 1. Gene Ontology annotation, molecular function: signaling receptor activity; protein binding. The record is from RefSeq and is a predicted model, not a curated record. Bases 1 to 1470 code for a protein of 489 amino acids. Gene Ontology annotation, cellular component: extracellular matrix. The transcript is spliced from 4 exons. NCBI's taxonomy places the organism in Eukaryota, Metazoa, Chordata, Actinopteri, Clupeiformes, Engraulidae.
AUGGUGAAGGAGCAGGUGAAGGAUGCUUCCAAAUACACAAGUGGCGGUGCAGUGCCUCUGCUGCUGAUGACACUGUGCUGGUGCGGCCAGCAGGGGUCGCUGUGGGCGUGCCCGCACCACUGCAUCUGCUACACCUCGCCCAGCACGGUCAGCUGCCAGGCGCACAACUUCCUGGCGGUGCCCGAGGGCAUCCCCGAGGGCAGCGAGCGCGUCUUCCUGCAGAACAACAAGAUCCAGCGGCUGCUGCGCGGCCACUUCGGGCCCUCCGCCGUCACGCUCUGGCUCUACUCCAACAACGUCUCCUACAUCCAGCCCAGCACCUUCACGGGCCUGGCCCGCCUGGAGGAGCUGGACCUGGGGGACAACCGGCACCUGCGCUCCCUGGCCGUGGACACCUUCCGCGGGCUGGGCCGCUUGCACGCGCUGCACCUGUACGCCUGCGGACUCAUACACCUGCCCUCCGGGAUCUUCCAGGGCUUACACAACCUGCAGUACCUCCACUUACAGAAUAACGAGCUGGAGUUCCUGGAGGACGACCUGUUCAUCGACCUGCUGAACCUCAGCCACCUCUUCCUGCACGGCAACCGGCUGUGGAGCCUGCACCAGAACACCUUCCGCGGCCUGGGCGCGCUGGACCGCCUGCUGCUCCACCAGAACCGGCUGCAGUGGGUGGACCGGCUGGCCUUCCACGACCUGCGGCGCCUCACCACCCUCUACCUGUUCAACAACUCACUGACGGAGCUGCCCGCCGAGAGCCUGGCGCUGCUGCCCGCCCUGGAGUACCUGCGGCUCAACGCCAACCCGUGGGAGUGCGACUGCAAGGCGCUGCCGCUCUGGGACUGGCUGCAGAGGUUCCGCGGCUCGGCGUCGGACGCCGUGUGCGUGGCGCCGCCCGAGCAGAGCGGGAAGGACCUGCGGAGCAUGAAGAAGGAGGAGCUUCCCCGGUGUGGCGUUGGUGGAGGUGGAGGAGGAGGUGGUGGAGGAGGGAGACGGCACCACGGCGACCAGCAGCGUCACCACCACCACCAGCACCAGCACCCCCACCUGCCCCAUCAGGACCAGCACGCCGUGCCCCUCCCCUCGCCGCUCCCCUUCCCCCCCUCCUCCUCCUCCACCACCACCAAGGCGGCCCGCAGCCCGCGGAACUGCACCCGGCGUGGUGGCGGUGGGGGUCGGAAGUCCAAGGCCCAGAAUGAGGUCACCUCGGCCAAGGAGGAGGCCUGGGGUAAGGACGGCUACGAGGGCAAUCAGAGGCAAGGGGGCAAGUACCACCAUGCCUCCACCCCCGCAACAGGGUUAGGGGGGGCUCCCUCUCGCCGCAAGAACAGGUGCCACCCCCGGACUUCCGUGGGACCCCCUAGCGGGGUGCAGCAGCAGCCCAACCGAGGGCUCACUGUUUGUGGGGUGAGCAUGGCUCUGACCUCCCUGAGUUUUGCACUCUGGCUUUGGCUCUUUGUGGUACUGCGCUGA